Molecule: messenger RNA, 1113 nt
Organism: Alternaria incomplexa
Lineage: Eukaryota; Fungi; Ascomycota; Dothideomycetes; Pleosporales; Pleosporaceae
Exons: 2
Coding region: 1-1113 (370 amino acids)
Source: RefSeq, a predicted model, not a curated record
AUGGCUCUGAUGGAAGAGGCUGAUUCCGUCUUGGACGACAUCAAUCGCAAACUUGUGAGAAGGAUUCCAGCUAAGGAGAGAGAGAGGUCAAAGGAGGAGAGGCUAGAGAGGAACGCAGAGAAGAGGGAGAAGAAGAGGGCACAAAAGGCUGAAAGAGCGGCACAGAAAGAAAAUCGUGCCAGAAAAAAGGACAAGACGAACGCGAUAUCGCCUACAGCGACGGGUGCGCCAAUCCGCAAGUUUACCUCCUACGGAAUGUCUACAGCGGUCGAGAUCAACGAGAAACUCAAACCUGCGGUCUCUGAAGUCUCCCGCCUGACGGAAGAGGCGAGAGCUAUCAUGGCUGCAAUUCAACACACCAAACCACACAUCCGCAGAAUGCCUGUCUCAAAACUAGCAACAGCCCAAGCCUUCAACCAAACACUAGGAUACGCCGUUCAAGACAUCCUCCGUCUGACGGAGGAAGCACGUACCAUAAUGACUACCAUCCAGCAACGCAAACAACAACACCAACGGCAACGCACCCAGCAAACGCAAUGGCGACACCUGCGCCGAUGGGGCCGCGACACUACAAUUGUAUCUUUGAAGCCCGACACCUCACCCAAAGUCCUCCUAGACACGGCAUACAAAGCGCGCCGGACAUCGAUAUCCAUGAUGCGAGCCUUCAAGAAGCGCGUCAGGAGUAUCAAAGCUCUCAUCCGGCAGCGUAAACAUGACCUUCGCAAAUUGAUCAACGCCAAUUCGCGCACCGUGCAAGACCGGCGGCGCAGGCGCAUCCGACGCGUCAGUCAGCCUGUGCACGUUGUACGCUACCCAUCUGGACGCCGGGCGGUGCGGAAUCAGACUGUCCCUGCGUUGCAGAAAGGUAAACGGUUUGCGAGGUUUAGGACGGUUAUGCAACGGCAGCCGGGAUUUAGAACGGUGACGCAGCAACGGCAGUCGGUGAUGGAAGAGAGGAAGCAGAAGAGGGAUGAACUUACGGCUACGGUAGCGUCGUGGCUUGGUGGUGGGGGGAGUUCUGGUGGCGAUAAAAGCGGGAAUGGGUCGUUGCUUGCUACGGCGGAGAAAGAUGAAGAAAGGGACGGGAGGGGUGGACGGAGGAGGCGGAGGUGA